AUGACUGCGGACUUAACAAUGACAACUUCCAGAAAACAAAGCAGCAUCCCAGGUUCAUUUCACCUCAGGUUUACAGAGUUCAUCCCGGCGGAGAGUGAUGAGACAUUCCAGUACGAAGAGGUUAUUGAGGAGGACAGCAGUUUGCCGGAGGAGGAGGAGGACCUGGAGGCCACCGUACUGGCCGUCAAACAACGCUCAGAUGUCAUCCAACCAGCUGCCCCUCAACCAGCUAGAAAUACAAAUACAAGAGCCGGCGUGUGCCCUCCGCCAGAAGCAUUGGAAGAUUAUCUACGCAACUUUCUCCUGAAGAUGGGUAUGACCAAGACGCUUGACUGUUUCCAGACUGAGUGGAACGAGAUGUUGCAGAAGGGCCUGCUCAAUACUGAGCUGGUUGGCGUGGUGGCAGAUGUGUACAUCCAGAACCACCGUCUGGAUAGUGAGCUGACGAGCGUGCACAGGGAGAGGGACGAGUACAGGUCAAUGGCCUCGGCCACCGCCGAGACGCUCACAGGCCUGCAGAAAGCCCGGGACUUCCACCGCAUACACCACAAGCGGGUCCUUCAGGAGAAGAACAGACUGAUCGAAGACAUGAAGAAGCUGAAGGCUCAAUGUGGCAGGUAUGAGCCAGCGGUGAGGCAGAUUAGUGAGCGGUACCAGAGCGUGUUCAGACAGAAGAUGCUGGUGAGCUUGGAGAGGGACAAGGCGCUAGCGCAGGUGCAGCGCCUCCAAGCGACGCUCCAUAACAUGGAGCCAUCCGAAGGGGGACAAAGCCUCAAUCAGGACGCCAGGCAGGCCAGGUGUAAGACAAAAAACCCUUCUAAGAAAACACCCGAGCCAUCCGGCUCCGUUAAACACGUCGCCGGGGAUUCAAAGUUCCCCGUAGGCAGGGGUGGGAACAACUCGGCGCUGAGCAUGAAGGGGCGGACCAUGGACUCUGAUGCUCCAAACAAGGCCAAAGCUGACGGUUUUCAGCUAAGAAGCACAAUCAAGGCACACAGCCGUCCAAUAAGCUGCCUCGCACACCACCCUUCCAAGUGCGCGGUGGCGUCCUCUAGCGACGACCGCAUGUGGAAGCUGUGGGGGUUGCCAGCCGGAGACCUGGGGGCCAGCGGCGAGGGCCACACCGACUGGCUGUCGGGGGUUGGCUUCCACCCAGAUGAGACCAAACUGGGGACCACCGGCGGGGACGGCAGCGUCCGUAUCUGGGACCUGGGCAGGGGCCAGCUGGUGCUCAGCCUGAGGGGCCACUCCGCAGCAACCUGGCGCUGCUCCUUCCACUCCUGUGGGGACUUUGUGGCGUCCUGCUCGAUGGACACGACCAUCAAGGUGUGGGACCUCCAGAGCGAGCGGUGCCGCUCCACCCUGCGCGGCCACCGCGGCUCCGUCAACAGCGUGGACUUCCUGGGCUCCAGCGGCCUGCUGUCGGCCUCCGCCGAUAAGACCCUCCGCCUGUGGGACGCCCGGACCGCGCUGUGCUGCCAGACCGUCAGGGGCCACAGCAGCCCCCUCAAUGCCGCCGCCGCCAGCCCCUGCUGCUCCUCCCCCCCCUCCUCCCCCUGCUCCCCCUGCUGCUCCUACCCCCCCUCCUCCUCCUGCUCCAUCGCCUCCUGCGACUCCUCCGGCGUCGUCAUGCUGUGGGACUUGCGGAACCUAGCGGCGCCCUCCGUCGUCGUGGAGACGGGGCCCAGGCCUAGCAACCAGGUGGCUUUUGACCCCUGGGGGAGGAUGCUGGCGGUAGCGGGGGAGGACGGCUCGGCGCGGGUGGUCGAUCUGUCCACCAAUCAGGUGGCUGGGGUUCUUCACCAUGACGACGCGGUGCAGAGCGUCACGUUUGACCCCACGGGGGCGUACCUGCUGUCAGGAGCCUCUGAUGGGAAGAUUUAUGUCUGGUCCUGAUGUCUCGCAUGAGCAGAGCUUCAGACCGCUGAGUGUAUGACAUGUUGUCUUUGCCUGAGCGUUGCAAUAAAACACAUAGACCAAAA
Gadus macrocephalus (Pacific cod) is the source of this 1982-nucleotide messenger RNA. Its product is annotated as sperm-associated antigen 16 protein. The transcript is spliced from 3 exons. Gene Ontology annotation, biological process: axoneme assembly. Bases 1 to 1896 code for a protein of 631 amino acids. NCBI's taxonomy places the organism in Eukaryota, Metazoa, Chordata, Actinopteri, Gadiformes, Gadidae. Gene Ontology annotation, molecular function: protein binding. Gene Ontology annotation, cellular component: axonemal central apparatus. The record is from RefSeq and is a predicted model, not a curated record.